Molecule: messenger RNA, 1909 nt
Organism: Electrophorus electricus (electric eel)
Lineage: Eukaryota; Metazoa; Chordata; Actinopteri; Gymnotiformes; Gymnotidae
Gene: l3hypdh
Product: trans-L-3-hydroxyproline dehydratase
Molecular function (GO): hydro-lyase activity
Source: RefSeq, a predicted model, not a curated record
GUUUUCAGUAAGGUGUUGAAAGUCGCAACAGCUCUAGCUGGUGUUCUACAGCUUUAAACACCCUACACAUCUCCACGUCUAACGGUAGGGUCUCCCCCUCCAGCUUUCAUUUAAAAUGCGUUAUGUAAACCACAACGUUGUCUUCUGAAGUUUGGUGCUGCGACUUGUUUGCAAGCAAUGGCCAAGAAGUAAAGUUGUCCGUGUCCAACUGAUAGGGAGCGUCUGUAAAACUGUUUUGGCGAAUGCGCAAUGACGGCAUUGCUCUUUACCGAUUGCAGAGGAGCCAUGGAGUGUCCUAAGCUCCCACCCCACGCGGGCGCCGUCCUGUCCGUGGUGGACAUGCACACGGCGGGAGAGCCGCUGCGGAUCAUCACCGGGGGCUACCCGGACGCUCCCGGGGACACCGUGCUUGCCAAGCGACGUUACGCACGGGAACACCUCGACCACCUGCGCAAGGUCGUUAUGCGGGAGCCGCGCGGCCACGGGGACAUGUACGGGGCCGUGCUGGUGAAAAGCGAGCUGGCCGCCGCGCACCUCGGGGUCCUGUUCAUGCACAACGAGGGCUACAGCACGAUGUGCGGCCACGGCGUCAUUGCGCUCGGCCGCUUCGCUGUCGACUACGGGCUGGUGAAGGCGCCCACUUCACCGGAAACCCAGAUAAACAUGCACUGCCCGUGCGGCUUGGUCAAGGCGUUUGUGGAGUAUUCCAACGGCAAAACGGGAGCAGUGCGAUUCCAUAGUGUCCCGGCUUUCGCUUUUGCAACAGAUGUGAAAGUCACCGUGCCUGGAUGUGGCGACGUCGUAGUGGACAUUAGCUACGGGGGAGCUCUGUAUGCGUUUGUGAAUGCUGGAACGUUCGGUCUGGAUGUCACCAAGUCCAGAACCAGAGAUCUAGUGGAUGCGGCCAUUGCCGUGACUAAGGCAGUCAAAUCUCAGGUGAAGCUGCACCAUCCUGUUAGUGAAGACCUGGCUUUCCUUUAUGGCACCAUCCUCACUGAUGGCAAGGACGCCUUCACCGAUGAGCCCACAGCAAAUGUAUGUGUGUUCGCUGAUGCUCAGGUGGACAGGAGCCCCACUGGGUCAGGUGUGACUGCCCGCAUCGCGCUGCAGUACCACAAGGGUCUGAUCCAACUGAACCAGACACGGAGCUUCUGUAGCGGAACCACGGGGGCCAUGUUUACAGGCAAAGCUGUUCAGGAGACCACGUGUGGAGACUUCCAGGCAGUGGUGGUGGAGGUCUCGGGGCAUGCUCACUACAGCGGCGUGGCCUGCUUCACUCUGGAGGACGAGGACCCCCUUCAGAGCGGCUUCCUCCUGCGCUAGGCCUCGUCUGAACGCGAGACCAGGCUGGAGAGGCUUCAGAGAAAUGUCUGCUCUAGUGAGCACUUUAAUGUUUCAUCAGUCCUCAUAACUGAUGGAGUCCACUCACUACUUCUUGUCAGUCCGUCUUUUGCAGAAAACAAGUAUAAAAGACAUUACAUUUCGUUCAAUUUAAAUAAGUGACUAGUUAGGAAAAGUACAUUUGCACAUUCACAGAAUUACAACUGCACAUUCAUCAAGUAUUUUGGACUUAAUAGUUGCUGUAGCUUUGAUUGAGGGUUUCAGCAAGAAUGGUGCUACAUACAAAUGGUGGUACAUACAGAAACCACCAAGACAUUUAUGCUUCUAUUAUACAGCCAGAAAUGUGAUUUUAUUUUUUAUUUUUUUGAAAGGCAGUGCCAUUACAGUUGUCAAAAUGCGGUCGUCUUCAGUGGCCAACAGAUGGUUUUUGUUGUUUGUUUUUUUUUUCUUUGUGUCUAACAGUGAUUUAAUGUUUGGUAAGCAACUUUUUUGUUUGACAAUUCCACAAGUUGACCGCUAGGGUGCAAUAUCAACUCAUAAUUAAAUCGAAUCCCACAUUUUCAUACCA